AUCAAAAAUGCGGGACCCGUUUUCGGUGGACCAUUUUGUUAACGUAACGUAACACACCCUCACUCGUGCCGUUGGAUGCUCACUUUUGUACACUCUCACUCGCUAAUCUUGUUAAUGAGGAGCCGGUUCCGUUUAGUCAGUGGGCUCCCCGUGACGUGAUCUUCCAAGUGCGCAGUCUGAUGAUACUGUAAUGACUGUCUGUGUCUGUGACUGAUGAACGGAGCGAAAUUAGCUGACCACGAAGCAGCUGUGUAACUAUUCCGCCAUUAGCACGUUGCAUGGGAAGCGGACGUUUCUGCAAGACUGGCAACACCAACAUUAAUUUAAUGUAAUGUCGAUGCCACGGCACAGCGUGCGAUUUGGCAGCACAUGUCAGUAUCGGUACGAUGACAGUGGCUUCAUCGGACAAGGCAGCUUCGGCAACACUUGCACCGCCAAGAUUACGCAGCGCGGUAAUUAUGUCGGGGCGGACGUUGUGGCUGUGAGGUGCUUCAGUGUCAUGGAGCAGGCAUUUCUCGACAACCCGGACAACUACGCCAAGCUGCAGGAGAGAUUCCACACGAUGCUCCAGCUCAAACACAACCACUUGGUGGACUACCAUCAAAUCACCAUCAUUCCCAAUAUUGGAGCGGCGACCAUUGAAUUCAUGAUGGACUAUUAUCCUGGUGGGAACUUGCAGACGAAGCUGGAGAGGGUGAAGGACAGCGGAAUCCUUCUGGAUGUGCGCAGUGCCAUCAGCCACGCCCUGGACUUCGCUGACGGACUGGCGUUCCUGCAUGAGAAGGGCAUAACGCACGGCGAUUUGAAGCCGGAAAACGUGCUCGUCGAUGUGUCCAGCGCCCAGGACCAGAGCGAGACUAGUCUGCGUAUUGCCGACUGGGACAGUCUGGCGACCGUGCAACGCUGCAGUGUCAGUUCGCUGAGCGGCAAACAUUCCCGCGGCAGCGAGCGCUACAUGUCGCCGGAAAUGCUGGCGGCCAGGGGACCGAUGGUGACGCGCUUCACGUGGCCGCGGCUGCCCGGCCCCGCCACGGACCUGUGGAGUGCGGGCUGUAUCCUGCUGCAGCUGGUGCGCGCUGUAACGGGCGACUACUGCGAAAUACUGCGGCAUCCGGUCAGCGGACAAGUACGCGGUGCGGAUCGAAGCCUCAAGAAUAUGGCUUUCUCAGCGGCGGUUAUGCAGGGCUUCAUUCCCGUCGACCCUACUUGCGCGUCGAUAUAUAUACCUGCCGAGCUAACUGCCGGCAUUCGCCAAUGCCUGUGCACCGCCGCUGACCAAAGAAUAACCGCAGCGCAGUUGUUGGAUCACUUGUCGUCAGCCAGCGGAAACUGUACGUCUUCGACGCGGUAACGUUGUGUUGGCAACUUAUCUUGAUACAGCAGAUAUCCAUGCCAGAUGUGUCGCUGAAAAUUGUGCAACGGCUGCAUGCGUGCGAGUACGCGUACCAAGCAGGAAAUAAUCCAUUUUCAAUGUAGAUAGCUGUGUUAAGGAUUUGGCUGUGAGGAUAAUAACUCCUCGUGUUGUGAGAAAAUCAUUAAAAUUCUUUUUAUAAAUUACAGCCCUGCUCAGUCCAGCUGGGGGAGGUUUGUUAAAUAAGUCAUAAAAUAACUGUGUACACUGUUUUGUUUUCUUUCUUUUGCAGUUGCCUACCAAGUGCAACGUUUUACUGCGAAUUUAUGAGUGUCAUAACCGGUACCCCUUGAUGUGCCAGUAUAAUGAACCGAGCACUGGUUAAGGCAAGGGGAUAAUUAUAAGAAUCUCU
Messenger RNA from Paramacrobiotus metropolitanus, 1763 nucleotides. RefSeq lists its product as uncharacterized. Gene Ontology annotation, biological process: peptidyl-serine phosphorylation; autophagosome organization; autophagy. Bases 332 to 1351 code for a protein of 339 amino acids. Gene Ontology annotation, molecular function: ATP binding; protein serine/threonine kinase activity. The transcript has 3 exons. The record is from RefSeq and is a predicted model, not a curated record. Gene Ontology annotation, cellular component: cytoplasm; autophagosome. NCBI's taxonomy places the organism in Eukaryota, Metazoa, Tardigrada, Eutardigrada, Parachela, Macrobiotidae.